GCUGAGAUCACUGGACCAAAGGGGAGGCGGGCGGCUGAACACAGACAGUGCAGUGGGAGUCGGAGGAAAAGACCAUCAGCAGAGAAGAACAGGGUGCUGGGGUACUGGGAACAGAACGGGAGAUGGAGUGAGAGAGAACUUAGUAGAGAAAUGGAUCAGACCAAUAGAGGACAAGGGAGAAGAUGGGACCGAUCUCGCUGGUUUUCAUUUCAGCUUUUUUGUUGUGAUGAUAAGAAGAUGACGUCUUUGCCCAGAACCCACAGAGGUGUGUCACAGACUCGGGUCUGGCUCAGAGACAGUUCAUUGUGAAAUAAUGAUAUGGAAGGCCUGUGGGUCCUCCGAUAUAGGAGGCUGUUGGUGCAAUGCAUCUGUCCGGACUCCUUGCAGGAGAUAUUCGUUAAAUUGAAGGACCUCAAGGUACUGAAUGAGGAGGAGAUCCAGCACCUGCAAGACAUUUCAUAUCUCCCCAGCCAAGCAGAAGCCCUACUGGAUGCAUUGGAAGGGAAAGGCAAGAGUGGAGUUCAGACACUUCAAAACUGCAUAGAGAACAGCUCCAGUUCCUUGUACCUGCGCAUGCGUCAUUAUGAUCCAUUGGUUCUGAAGCAUUUGGACAGUGUUGGAAGCAUAAAUCAGCCGCCAUUGUUGACACAGUUGGAUUACCUGUGGCUGGUAGAGGGCCUUACAGAUGCCCAAGUGCAGGAACAUGAUUUUGUGCAGCUGGAGUUAGGACAAGGAGGAAGGAGCACUCUCAAGAAACUUCCUUUGGAGAAACUGUUGAUGCCCCUGUCACGGGUCAGCCUGCCCCCUCGGAUCACCCUUACACUGGGUGUGGCAGGAGCUGGCAAAAGCACCCUAGUAAGACUAUUUGUUGAGAGGUGGGCACGGAAGGAGGUGUAUUCAAACAUUUCAUGUGUGCUUUCACUAGGUCUCUGGGAGCUGAAUGCCCAUGAUAGACUAUCUGCAGAGCGGCUGGUUCAUCUAUGCUGCCCACGUUACCUUGUGUCUCCUCCUGGGACCCUUCUGAUCUUGGAUGGACUGGAUAAAUUGCGAGCACCUCUGGACUUUUCAGACUCUGUAGCUUGCACUGACACCCAGAAGGAGCUCACACCUGAAUGUCUGAUCACUAACAUACUUCGGGGAAACCUACUACCAGACUGUUCCGUGUGGGUGACCUCAAGGCCAGGUGCAGCUGCCAAGAUUCCUGCAGGUCUUAUUGACCGGAUGACUGAAAUUCCAGGGUUGGGGACAGGUGAGAUUAAAGUGUUUUUGAAACAGUUGCUACCAGAACCCAAAGGUAUAGCUGAGCGGGUAUGGAGUCACCUGCAGGGCCAUCGUACCUUGAUAGCUCUGUGCUCAGUUCCUACUUUGUGUCACAUAAUGGGAUUCUCUUUAGGAUUUCUGCUACACAGUCAAGAUCACUCACAUACAACUCUACCAAGAACAUUGACUUCCAUAUUCUCAUGGUUUCUAAAAGCCCAUCUGGGUGAAAAGGAUGGGUCAGAGCAAACUGCAAGUGUGAGAAGGGCAAUUGCCAAUUUAGGAAAGUUGGCUUUUCAGGGUAUCAUUCGGAGAAGGUUGGUUUUCUAUGAGUCCGACCUAAAAUCCUGUGGAAUCGAUACCCCAUUGGCCCCAGGCAGUCUCUGUGCCCGGCUGCUGCCAUGCCAACAUUCUCUCUCAUGCCCAGGAUUUUCUUUCUGUCAUCUGUCACUUCAGGAAUUCUUGGCUGCUGCCCACUACCACUCUGCUGCUAAGCGUGCGAUCUUUGACCUAUUUGCUGAUGGGGGCAUGACCUGGCCCAAAUUGGGCUUUCUCAAUCAUUACAAGAGUGCAGUGCAGCGGACUCUUCAAGGAGACGGAGUGCAGUUGACCAUCUUCCUGCGAUUCCUCUCUGGCUUCCUCUCCCCUCAGGUACAGCGGGUGCUGGCAGGGUGUCUUCUGGGAAAGGAGGAACCUGGUGGGUACCGUGGGCCAGCAGCAGACUACUUGCAGAACCAUCUAAACACUGAAAGGACAGUGUCUUGUGGAGCAGUAAACUUGGUGUGCUGCUUGCUGGAGUUGGGGUACACUGAACUCACAGGUGUUGUUGAGGAGGCACUAAAGAAUGGGACACUUGGGGGGAGGUUGAAUCCACUGGCAUGUUGUGCCUUGGCAUACCUAUUGCAGGCUUCAAACAUCUGUGCCCAGGAAGCCAAUCUGUCUCAAUGUCUGAGCUUCAACCUUGUGCAAAGACUUCUACCACAGUUACAAUACUGUACAAACCUCAGGAUGGAGAACAAUGGUUUCCAAGAUGUGGUAAUGGAACUUCUAGCCAGUAUCCUGCGUGCUAAGGACUGUGCCAUUCAGAGGAUCAGCUUGGCAGAGAACCACUUGAGUAACCGAGGUGUAAAGGCAUUAGGGCGAGCGCUAAUGGUGAAUCACACACUUACUGUACUCGACCUCCACAGCAACAAAAUCGGACCCAGUGGUGCCAUGGCCCUGGGGGAAGUUCUGCGCAGCAAUCAAGUCUUGCUCAGCUUGAACCUGCAGAACAAUCAGAUUAAAUCAGAAGGUGCCCGGUUUCUGGCGCAGUCACUGCUGGCCAAUCGUAAACUGAGGUCCUUGAACAUUCAGAAGAACAACAUUGGAGCGGAGGGAGUUGAGAGCCUUUCUGGGAGUCUGAAACAGAACCAGGUUCUGCAGGAGCUGUGGUUAUCGGGUAACAGUGUUGGGGACCGGGGGGCUGCAGCUCUGGCCGAAGUUCUGAAGUCGAACUCUAAUCUGAGCACCUUGGACCUACAAAGUAAUUCUAUCAGUGACCGUGGCCUGAGCUUGUUGACCCGCGGCCUGAGCCAGAACCGCAGCCUGAAGCACCUUAACUUGAGGGAAAAUUCCAUUGGCAUCGAGGGAGCCCAGGCCUUGGCAGAAUCUCUCAGGAGAAACAACACUUUGCUGCAUUUGGACCUGACAGCGAAUCUUCUUCAUGACGAGGGCAUGGAGGCUCUGGCCGGAGCACUGAGAGAGAACCAAAGCUUAGAGUCCCUACAUCUCCAGUGGAAUUUCUUACGUGUGGCGUCUGCCCGGUCUCUGGCCGCUGCUCUACGUGUGAACAAGGCUCUUCGCUGCUUAGACUUGCAGGAGAACUCUCUGGGAGAUGAAGGAGCAGCCGUGCUCUCGGAUGCUCUGCAGGAGAACUCCACCCUCUCAGCGCUCUACCUGCAGGGAACAAUGAUAGGAGCAAGUGGCACCCAGUCCCUCGCCAGUGCACUGACUGUCAACAGAAGCUUGAAGAUGCUCGACCUACGAGGUAACAACAUGGGCCUGCGGGGAGCCAAAGCUUUGGCUGGAGCUUUAAAGAUUAACAGCACUUUGCAGAGUCUCAAUCUGCAAGAAAACUCCAUUGGUCUGGACGGAGCCAUAUGCCUCGCUAAUGCAGUGUCUGGGAACCGUUCUCUGACUUCACUCAGCUUGCAGGGGAACCAUAUUGGCCAAUCAGGAGCCAAGGUCAUCUCUGACACUAUUAGAAAUGGUGCUCCGCACUGUAAGGUGGACAUUUAGAUCCGUUACAGGAGUGUAAUACAGGAGAAGACUGGAAGUGGUCUACAUGGCUGAUGGGAGUUUGUCAAGGAGCAAUGGAUUGUAUCUUAAUUAUGGGGAUAGAGUCGAAUUAAGAUUGUAAUGAGGCUGCACUGUCCAAUUGGCAAUUUCUGGAAAUGAUAAUAUUCCCCCACUUACCCAAAAACACGGUGCUGUGCAGAGAAACCAUGAUGGCUCCCGGCCCUUUGCCUCUGAGGAGCUUGUACAGACAAGAACAAGAUGGCUGAGGAUUUCACAAGAACGCUACUCAAAAAAAAAAUCUUUCCAGGGUUUUUGAUUUCAUGGUGUUAGACCUGCAAGGUUUUCUAACACAAACAUCUUAAGAGCAUCGCGUUUUAUACCAGUCCAGCGGAUACAGUUUAUUCAGAGCAGUAACUCAGUAAUCAGUUGGGCACCGCACUGACAGAAUGGAAGAGGUCUGAAUGCAGAGAGUUUUUUGUAAAGUCCAGGACCAAUAAUUGGAAAAUUAUUAUUAAAAGCACUGGCUAAUUUAAUACUUCGAGACCCCAUGACAGUGAUCUUUACACGCUCCUGCUCAUACUGCCCAUGGAACAUGGUAAUGUUGGGUUUGUCCGGAUACUUUUGCCCAUAUAGUGUCUUUGACUUGAGAUUAUUCCAGGACAGCAAAGAAAUAUAAUGAUGUGUCUGAUGCAGGAAGAUCUAUUCCAAUACCAAUCAUUUAUUAAAUGAAUGAACAGCAAAGUGUAACAAAACGGCAUAUACAAUCAAACAUAUAGUUGUGGAAAUCUUUAUAAGUCAAGGCUUGUCACGUCUGUAGGAUUGAUCAGCAAUAAAAGAUGAUGACUGAUAAAAUGAAACAGGAAAUGAACAUCAGAGGUCUAUUCAGUAUCACAUUUAAAAGUCUUUUUUUUUCCAUUAGAGAAAGACACAGAGGCAGCAGAUCUCAACUGACAAUUUGUAGCUUCUGGCAAAUGCCAGAGGGGCAACUGUAAGAUGCAACAGACAGUCAUUAUUUAUUGGGCUGGUGGAGGGGCUGUUUGGGCCUCUGUGUAAAUGCCUGGGCAUAUUUUAAAUGCCAGUUUGGGCCUGAGAGUCAGUAAUGUAAUGUUUUAGCUCUGGAUCUGUGCCGAGAGACCAACCAGCAAGAUAACUAAUAUAAAGCAGUAUAAAUGCACCAGAUUUGUAGCUAUUGUAUUUCUCCCAGCCAAUCAAGUCAUACCUCCCAACAUUUUGGAAGUAAAAAGAGGGGCAAAAUAUUUUUUCCCGCACGUA
Molecule: messenger RNA, 4806 nt
Organism: Xenopus laevis (African clawed frog)
Lineage: Eukaryota; Metazoa; Chordata; Amphibia; Anura; Pipidae
Gene: nlrc3.L
Product: NLR family, CARD domain containing 3 L homeolog
Exons: 19
Coding region: 319-3534 (1071 amino acids)
Biological process (GO): regulation of apoptotic process
Cellular component (GO): cytoplasm; plasma membrane; basolateral plasma membrane
Source: RefSeq, a predicted model, not a curated record